UCCUCGUCGAGUCCGGACGCGCGUCCUUUAUCCGUGGGAUCCGUUUCGCUCGAGCGCGUCGGCCACCGCACGAACGUCGCCUCGUUCCAUUCUCGUCGCAGCCGCCGGCCCCUCCAGGGCCCGACGCGAGAAGCGGAGAGAGCGGGGUAGAGGGAAGGAGAGGGACGGAGAGGGCGAACGCGUCGCCGGGUAAUUUGGCGGGCGGCGGACAAAGGACGAGAGAGACGAAGCGCGCGCGCGUCCUUUAGCGUCGCCGGAACACGUCGAGGGCCGCGGGAGAGAAAGAGAGCGUCGCGCCGUCGGUAAGGAAGGCGCAGGAAGGCCCGGAGAUGGCGGAGGACAAGAACGAGACCAGCCCCGGCACCGAGGGCGAGAAGACGCCCCAGGAGCAGGAGAAGAAGGUGGUGGAGGAGAAGCCCGAGGAGAACGGGCAGGGCGAGAAGCCGAAGGAGAACGGCGAGGAGAAGCCCACGCCCGACCCGAAGGACAUGCGGGCCAUCGUGCUCAACGGCUUCGGCGGCCUCAAGAGCGUCAAGGCCCUCAGGAAGCCCGAGCCCGCCGUCGCCGAGGGCGAGGUCCUCGUCAGAGUCAAGGCAUGCGGACUCAACUUCCAGGACCUGAUGGCCAGGCAGGGCGCGAUAGACUCGCCUCCGAAGACGCCGUUCAUCAUGGGCUCGGAGUGCGCCGGAGACGUCGAGCAGGUCGGCGAGGGAGUCGAGAACUUCAAAGUCGGGGACAGGGUGGUCGCGCUGCCGGACCAUAAGGCCUGGGCCGAGCUCGUCGCCGUCCCGGCGACGUCGGUCUUCGCCCUGCCGUCGGGGAUGAGCUACUUGGACGCCGCCGCCAUCACCAUGAACUACACAGUGGCUUACAUUCUGCUCUUCGAGCUGGCCAGCCUCUCGCCGGGGAAGAGCGUGCUCAUCCACAGCGCCGGAGGUGGCGUGGGUCAAGCCGUCGUCCAGUUGGCCAGAACCGUCAAGGAUGUGACGAUCUUCGGGGUCUGCGGGAAGCUGAAGCACGAGGCGCUGAAGGAAGCCGGCACCAUCGAUCAUCUGUUGGAAAGAGGCACCGAUUACAGCAGCGAAAUCCGAAAGAUCUCCCCCGAGGGCGUGGACAUCGUUUUGGAUUGUCUCUGCGGCGAGGAGUGCAACAAGGGGUACGCCCUGUUGAAGCCCAUGGGAAGAUACAUACUCUAUGGCUCUAGCAACGUCGUCACCGGGGAAACCAAGAGCCUGUUCUCCGCGGCGCGAUCGUGGUGGCAGGUGGACAAGAUCUCGCCGAUCAAGCUCUUCGACGAGAACAAGACCGUGUCCGGGCUGAACCUGCGCCACCUGAUGUACCAGCACGGUGGCCACGCGUACGUGCGAAAAGCCGUGAACCACGUCUACAGACUGUGGAGCGAGGGCCAGAUAAAGCCGGUGGUGGACUCGACGUGGGCCCUGGAGGACGUCCCCGAGGCGAUGCAGAAGAUGCACGACCGCAAGAACAUCGGCAAGAUCGUGCUCGACCCGAGUCUGGAGCCCAAGCCGAAGCCGGCCACCCCGGCGAAGGGGAAGGCGAAGGACAAGAAGUCGGCCAGCCACGAGGAGAAGAAAGCGUCCAGCGUCGAGUCCGAGGACGGCGAGAAGAAGAAGGAGCCCGAGCUCACCAACGGCACUUCGGAGGACAAGUCCGACACCGACUCGAAGGAGAAAGAAUCCAGCUGAAUUCCCGGCUGACCUUAACGCAACCGACAGAGGCCGACCAUCACCGUAACCACCGCCGAGGAGUAAGACGAGUCCUGUUAAAGAAGAUCACCGAAGGAACCGCGUUAGCCCAUCCGUGAUAAGAAGAAAGGAAAACGAAAGAAGAGAGUAAGGUAUACGGAAGCGAAGUCAGAGAGAGAGAGAGAAAAAAGGAGUUAAUCUUAAUUUAGCGAUAAUAAGGAAGAGGGAAGCUGGCUCGGCGAGGGGAAGAGGUGGACGCGCGCGGCCUCUUCCCGGUGGGCGAUCCGGGGCAUUCGAGGAGGAGACCAUCCGGGAAAAGCGACGUCGAGGCAAUCGGGAAUAUGCGGGCUCUCUCUCUCCCUCCCUCCCUCCAUUUCUCUCGCAUGCCCGGACAGCGAAUCGCAUUUAAGCGCAUUUAAAGGCCCCGUAUAAAGGAGAGGCCCCCGAACCGAGGACCUCGUUCUCUCAUCGAGUCCUCGAUAAGAUAUUCGACCUUUUUAUAUAUAUAUAUAAAUAUAUUCAUUUUUAAUUUUAUACCAAGAGACCCUCGGCUUUGCGCGAGACGAUCGAUACUUCGUCACGAUUAUGUUUCCUUUUCUUUUCUUUUUUUUAUUUGUUUGUUCCAAAGUGUCGCUUUUUAAUCAGAGGUUUUUCCGUGUUUCUCCCCCUUUUAUAUGAAACGUGUACUCGUCGGGGCGCCGCGGCGUUUCUCCGGGACACGCCUAGAGUCUGUACCGGGGAAAUGCUGGCUUCCGCCUCGAACCUCUGCGUCUCGGGAUCGGUACGUAACGUGCCUGGUCUCUUGUUAUUUUAUAUUAUUUUAUUUUAUUUUAUUUUUAUUUUUUUAUUUUUUUUAACGGAUAUACACGCAGUCUCUCUUGGUCGAGGAGCACGAUUCGGUUGGCGCGCGUACGCCCGUAAGCGGAUCGAUUUAUCGCUGCACGAAUGCACCGUUGUUUUUAAUUGCUACGAUUUACUGCCAGAUCGAACCUCUUGCUAGCGUCAGCCUCACACUUUAUUCAGCAAUUGUACCGCUAUCGUUAUACAUAUAUACAUGUACCCGCUACGAUUUAACGAAUACCGAUCGAUUACGCAUCCGCGACGCUGCGGGGCCGUCUGGAAGUCCUUUGGAGAUCGAAGCGUUACAUUUGGUACGUACGUGUUACCCCGGUAGGCUUCGAUUUGGAGAAGGCGGACAUCGCGCGAGACCGGUCGCACCCCCCGUCCCCUUUUUCUACGCGAGUUACUCGAAUAUCUUUGGAUGCUUUUUUAUUGGGGCACUCGGUCUCUCGAGUCCGGCCCUCCACAUGAACGACUACUGCCGACGCGUUUGUAUAAUUACCUCGCGGGGGAUCAACUUAGUCUCGGACGUAGGGAGAGAAAUCGGUCGUCGGGGUUUUCGUCGACGAUCGGGACCACCGAUUGUCUCGACCUCGUCGGUAGCGAGUUCAUUAGCAUAUCGUUCUCGGGAGAUAUUUUCGAAGGAUUUUUAUCUUUAGAGGAGGUUUUCCGGGGCGCGUUUCGGCCGGACGAGGGGGGGUUUUUUUUCUCCUCGACCGGAAGGACGCUCCGAGGGUAGAGGAUCCCUCUCGCCAAAAAUGCACGUUUCGGUCGGAUGCACAACGAGCGACGAUCUCGAGGGGACGAGAGACAGUUUCCUUUUAGGCGCCAUGCUCGCCCAGGCGAAGAGAGCGAAAUCGGGCUGCAUCGCGACUCGUCAGACCUUUUGGUACACGCGACAAUCUUGCGCGCCCGCUCGAAGGGACCGACGCGUCUUCUUCUCGGGUGUCCUUUUUCGACGGUUUUACGUUCGGUCGUAGGGUAGGUGUCUCCUCGGAUUUAGCCGGUCUUCGACCAGAGGACGAUCGGGCUUAGAGCGAGAUGAGAAACGGCCUGAGGAUAUGAAUUUUCUACCUAUUUUUCCAAGAGCUGCCCGCGGGAUAACCGCGCGAGAAUUCCACCGUUCGGUCGAGCUCUCGGUCCGCGUCUACGGUCUUCGAGGUAGCUCUGCGUAGGGGAGACCUCAGGGUUCCCGGCGGGGACUCGACUGCCUAGGCGAGGACGCGCAUCCGAAUCGUAGAGCCCUCCACCUUAUCUCGCGCGUCUCCCGGCGCGAAGUCCAAAUACAAAGUACAACGAGAGGUCCAAAUUUUUUUCACCGUCUAGACGGCAGGAUUAGGGAUAUCGCGCUCGCGCCGUAGCUUCUCGUUCCAUCCUGGAAGGCGCGGGCGACGAGUCUCCUCGUGCCGAGGGGUAGGACGCGGAUGCACGAUGCAUAUCUCCGAAAGGAAACACGUUGGAAGCACUUUUUCUACGUGGGCCAUUACGUGUUAGGGUGGUACCGAUUAGUCCAGAGGUAGAGACUCGAGUCACCGAUCGAUCCAGGGUGGGAGAGAUCGUUUCGGAGCCGGACCUCGACGACAAGGGUCGGGUAGGAAGCGAUAGACCUCCCUCUCUUCCGGGCCAUUUUUCACCCGUCGACGACCUACGGGGCGCGCGUCGUUCUCUCUCGGACCUCUCCGCGGCGAGUCGGGGCGCGCGCAUAUAUUCCGCGAUCGAGACGCAUCCGGACACGUAGACCCUCGACCCGGUCCGCGGGGGCGCGCGGGCGUCCGCAGCGGGUCGAAACUCCCCCCGCCGCUCGCGGCGCCUGCGCGCGAGCGAUCUCCCCCGAGAACGAGAGAAUUCGACAGGACUCGAACCACGCGACGGACACGCGCGCGCACGCACACAAAAAAAACCACACGACCACGACACACUGUAUAUUUUACGUAAGGCUUUAAAUGUUUCAUCAAAAUAACUAUCUAAUUAUAUUAUAAUAUAUCUAUAUAUUUGUAACGACACAAGAACUUCCCCGAGCCCGACCCCCCAAGGCCCCAGAUAUCGAGUCGUUUAGUUGGCUAGGCGGCCGCCGCCGGGCGCUGGCGUCGCCGCGGCCCCGGCCCGACACCCGACAACCCCGGGACGCGGCGACGCGGGGGCCGCGGCGCGGGAAUUAGUACGUAGCUUCCGUUUUUGAUAUUAUUUUCUACUCGGCGUGUAGGCGACCCCGCGCGCUCGGUCGCCCCUUGGGGAACCGAUGGGGGGACGCGGCCACGUGGAUUUUCCCCUAGGGCGACCGGCCCCGCGGGUUUACCGACGAAUCCUUUUAUCGGUCGAGCGCUCUCUCGCCCGCCUCCGUUCCGGGCGGGACCGGGGUCCCGCUCUCUCUCGUGCGUUUCUUCUCCGUCUCCUCUGUCUCUUUGUCGAUCGAUUGCGGGCGAGAUAAGCUGUAUACACUCUCCUUAGUUUUAAGAUGCUCUCGAAGUUAUCCCGGGCGACCCAACCGUCUGAAUAUAAACGAUCGAUUAUGUGUAAAAUUGUAAAAUUUAUCCAGGGGACCGGGCGAGGGCGGGCGGUUCUCCCUCCCUCUCUCUCGUUCGCUUGCGCCGGGCCGGAUAGCGUACAUAACACAUAUAGCCGAGAAAAAGUAGCGGGAAGCCGCGAGCGAGGGACGCUCUUUCGAGGAGAGAUGAUAGCACCCGACCCGCCCACCUUUUACGCCCGGCCCUCGCAGGCUUGAUAUAUAGAUUGUAUUUUUGGCUUAUUAUCGUAAGACUGACUAUGUUGCUAUAUUAAAGAUUGCUUCGAAAACGCGA
Orussus abietinus is the source of this 5344-nucleotide messenger RNA. RefSeq names its product synaptic vesicle membrane protein VAT-1 homolog-like. NCBI's taxonomy places the organism in Eukaryota, Metazoa, Arthropoda, Insecta, Hymenoptera, Orussidae. The coding region runs from base 330 to 1706 and encodes 458 amino acids. The record is from RefSeq and is a predicted model, not a curated record. The transcript has 7 exons. Gene Ontology annotation, molecular function: zinc ion binding; oxidoreductase activity.